Oryctolagus cuniculus (rabbit) is the source of this 1066-nucleotide messenger RNA. The record is from RefSeq and is a predicted model, not a curated record. Lineage: Eukaryota; Metazoa; Chordata; Mammalia; Lagomorpha; Leporidae.
GGUUGGAUUGCAUCAUCAAAACUAUAUUGCUUCCUCAGGACAUUACUCUCAAGGACCUGGGAAAAUGACCUCAUUGCCAUUGGAUAGCCAGUGUGAUGAUUACUACUCUGGUCUCUAUGCAGUACCAACCCAAAAUGUGAUGCCUCCCAGCACAGCGAACCAACAAGCAGGAGCACAGCAGAUAUAUGGCAGGGGUCCUCCUGCCCCUCAUCUUGUGGGAUCCACUCCAGGAUCCUUCCAAGGUGCUGCAUCAUCAGCAUCCCAUUUACAUACGAGUGCCUCCCAGCCAUAUUCCUCUUUUGUGAAUCACUACAGUAGUCCAGCCACGUACUCUGCCAACUCCUCCAUUGCUUCUCAGGGAUUUCCCUCUACUUGUGGUCAUUAUGCUACGUCAGCUGUUUCUAAUGCAGCGUAUCCUAGUGUUUCAUACCCCUCGUUGCCUGCGGGUGACCCAUAUGGGCAAAUGUUUACCUCUCCAAAUGCUCCAACUGUCAGGCCAGUUAAAGAUCAUCCAUUUUCUGGUCAAAACACAGCUAUCGGCCAUCCAUUACCGCUUCCACCUCCACCAUCACAGCAGCACCACCAGCAGCAAAGUCUGUCAGGAUACAACACGUCAUCAUGGUCACCUUCAGGCCUUCCGCCAACCAAUGACAGUCUCACCCGGAACCACACAGGAUCGCUGAGUGUGUCCGCCACCAAUCCAACAAGUACUGACUCUUCAUCCAGUCCUGUUCCACCAAAUGUUCAUCUUCCCAAGUCCAGCCCAGUAGUAUCUACUGCUGUGCCAGGAGCUCCAUCGUCAAGAAUGCCUCCCACUGCACAUCACCCAGUUGAACCUGUGACCUCGGUCACACAGCCAUCAGACCUAUUACAACAGAAAGGUAUUUUGAGGAAUUUGUUAUUUUACCCCCACACAUAAACACACACAUUCAAAUAACUGAAAAUGUCAAACUACAUUGCUAUAAUUUCUAGAAAGUAUGAACAAGAGGAAUUUAUAAUCUCUAUCCAAAUAUACCUAUUUUGUUUUACAUAUGAGCUUUAAGUCCGUUUAUGAUGAUAUAUUUUA